CUCUGUUAGUGUAGAGAUGCUGUGGCACUGGUAGUGAGUCCUCCAGUGCUCCAGUGCUCGGCUCUCUUGUUGCCUCUUCUGUUUUGCUGCUGUUUUGCUCUCUUUCUCUAUUAUAUAUUGUGUGUAACUGUGUUGUAGUGUUUGCUCGUAUAUAUCGUAUAUAACUGUGCCGUAUAUUGUAGUCAAUGUAUUACUAAUGGCUGUAAUGCAGGCUGUAGUGCAGGUUCCACCCACUCCUACAUCUUCGCCAAAUAAUACUAUGAACCGUCCAAUUCAAGUGAAACCAGCAGACAGUGAAAGUCGAGGCGAAGACAGAAAACUAUUCGUCGGAAUGCUUAGCAAACAUCAGUCAGAAGAGGACAUCAGAAUGUUAUUCCAAUCGUACGGAUGUAUCGAAGAGUGUACUAUUCUUAGAGGACCUGAUGGCCAAAGCAAAGGCUGUGCAUUCGUGAAGUUUGGAAGUCAUGGUGAGGCUCAGGCAGCCAUCAAUUCGUUACACGGAAGUCAGACAAUGCCGGGAGCGUCCUCUAGUCUUGUGGUUAAGUUUGCCGACACUGAGAAGGAAAGACAGUUAAGACGAAUGCAACAAAUGGCUGGAAAUAUGGGUUUAUUGAGUCCAUUCGUGUUCAAUCAGUUCGGUGCUUAUGGAGCGUAUGCACAGUUGAUGCAGCAACAGGCGGCCCUCAUGGCAGCAGCAGGUGGUUACGUGCCUAUGGCCGCAGCCCUGGCCGCACAGUUACCUGCCCAGGUACAAAUGCCCAAUGGACUCGGCAGUCCCGCACUCACACCCACUUCAGGUUACGUAUCGAUUGGGAUGACGACACCCACGACGACAAAUGGGAACAGUGGUGGUGGUGGUCACCCUCCUAACGCCCCCAGUCCGCCCUCAUUUCAUGGUUACGUAUCGAUUGGGAUGACGACACCCACGACGACAAAUGGGAACAGUGGUGGUGGUGGUCACCCUCCUAACGCCCCCAGUCCGCCCUCAUUUCAUGGUCAGUGCAACGGUCAGGGGGGCAGUCCGGCUGAUGUCUAUACCACUGGAUGUCUGCAAAGUCUAAUUCCCACUCAGCCCAUUCCCAAUGGAGAUCCACUGCAAUCUGGAGCCACAGCUUAUCAGAGUCUGACACCUUAUCCGGGAAUAAGUUAUCCAACAGCAUAUGCGGGUCAGUUCGCACAGGCAUUGGCAGCACAACAGCCAUCAGUGAUCGGUAUGAAACGCCUUAAGGUUCAGCUGAAGAGACCAAAGGAUGCGAGUCGGCCUUAUUGA
Molecule: messenger RNA, 1270 nt
Organism: Oppiella nova
Lineage: Eukaryota; Metazoa; Arthropoda; Arachnida; Sarcoptiformes; Oppiidae
Source: the annotation of a GenBank genome assembly